Paramecium pentaurelia is the source of this 2301-nucleotide messenger RNA. Lineage: Eukaryota; Ciliophora; Oligohymenophorea; Peniculida; Parameciidae. The record is from the annotation of a GenBank genome assembly.
AUGUCAGCUAAUCAAUUUUAAUAAAGACCAUAAUCUUAGCAUAAAACCGAGAAAACUUUAGGGAUCUAUGCAACUUCCAACAAAGAACUUAAAGAGCAAAAAUAAAUUAACUUAGAAUAAGUAAUAGGACUUGAAUAUGUAUCAAAAAAAGAGGAAAAUGUAAAGUACCCAAUUCAUAUAAUCUAGUUUACAUUAAUUUUAGAAUUAAUCAUAUUAAAAUGACAAAUAGAAAAAAAAAACAAUACCAUCAAAAGAAUUAAGAUACAAAUCAUAAGUAAAGAUUAAUUAGGAUAUUAAUCAUCAUCAUUAAACUAAUGGUGCAGAGGAUGAAUUAUAGGUUGUACAAGAAGCAAGCCAAAAAAUUACAUAAAAAAAAACAUUUAUAGUCAAAACAGAAAAUUUACCAUGUUAAUGUUAAAGUCCAAUAUUGUAGAAAAUACAAGAAAUGGAAUACUAAUUGAAAGUCUAGUAAUAAGAAAUAGAAAUUUUUAGACAAAAUUAAUCAAAGGAAAUAUUACCUAAAUCUAAUUAAACACUAUUAAAUGAAGAACUUAAAAAAGAUAACUUUUAACUACCUUAGUGUAUUCAACUCUAAAUCAACGAAUAAAAUCGAAACUACUAUAAAAGUAAAAAUAUAAAAUUAUCAAAGAAAUUGAAAACCAAAUUAGCUAAUUUAUAAAUAGCUUCACUCUAGAAUAAAAAUCAAAUCAAAAAAGUUUAGAGUAAUUAAAAUAGUGGUAAUAAUAAUUUCUAUUUUAUUUAGGGUAAAAGUUGAUUCAGAAAAUAAAGAGAAGAAAAUUAUAGAUUUGGUUUAAUAAGAUUUAGAAUGUGUAAAAAUUGAAAUUGAGAAAGCAGAUAAAUCUCUAAUGUAAUUGACGAAUAAAUUAAAUUAAAUAACUUAAAUUCAAGAAACAUUUUAGAGAGAUUUAACUAAAUUAUAAUAAUUCUUGGGGGGAAAAUCCAGAUAACCUUAAAUAAAAGAAGAAUAAAUUUGGUAAUUUAAUAAUGUGUAAGUUUAAGUCAGAUAACCUAAGAAUAACUAAACCAAUUAAAUUGUCUAAUGGAUGAGAAAGCUAGAAAUAUAUAAAUUUAUGUUGAUCAUCAUUUAGAGAAUUUAUAAUAAGCAAUUGUAUUAAGUAAAAAGUAGUAUAUGUUCUAUUAUUAAAGGGGUGAAAAAUCUGAAAUUUAUGAAAUUAAGGAUGCAUUACUUUAAGAAUAAAAGAAGAAUUUUGAUUAAAUUUUAAAUCUUAUUUCUACAGAAAAACUAGGAAUUAAAUAAUAAUUAUAAUUUUAAUUAGAAACUCUAUUUUAAAAAGAAUAUUAAAUAUAGAAAUAAAAAAGUGAAGGAAAUGCUUGUUCAUCGAAACCUUAAUAAAAUAAUUUUGUUGAAUCAGAUGGUGAUCUUCAAAAAAAUUAAAUUAUUUAACUCUAAAAUUAAAAUUAGAAGAAUAUUAAAUUUUUGAGUAUUAAUGAUUCAGUUUAUAUUGACUUUGAUUUAUCAAGAUCUUAAUCAAUUAAAAAACAUAUUAAUCAAUUAUAUAAUGAAAGUUCAAGAAAGAGAGAUACUGAAACAUAAUAUUAAUUUUAUUUGAGAAAAGUUUAAUCAGAAAAAGAAUUGUUUGAAUAUUAUUCAAUUAAUAAUCCCUAAACUUAAAUGGAAUUAAAAAAACAUUGUCUCUCAUUUAGAUAAGUGAGAGGUGAUGGUAAUUGUUUUUAUUCAGCAUUUGGAUUUUAAUAUAUGGAGCUAUUAAUUAGAUUUUCAGAUUAUGAAUUUAGUAAAUUUAAAGAUUUAAUUCUGGGUAAAUUUUAAUCUAAAAUUACUUAUUAAAAUUUUAACACUGAUCAGAUUCCUAAUUUUAGUAAUUAUUUGACUUUUGAAUUUAUUUAUAGAAUUUAAUAAUUAAGAAAAAUUUCAGAUUUGGCUGAAAGAUAAAUAUAAUUAGAGAAGGAAUUUGCAGCUCAUACUUAAGAGACUGAAGAAAUAGAUGGAUGUUUAUAUGGAUUAGUUAUUAUUUUCUUUAGAAAUCUUUCAAAUUAUCUAUAUGAAAACAGCGAGAUGUUUCUUGUUAUUACUGAGAACAAUAAUAUUUUAAUUUGGGAGUAGGAAUUUAAUUCUACAGAAUUAAUUAUAUCAGAAUUGGCAAAGUUCUUAAAGAUGUAAAAAUUCAAUUUAUUUUAAGCUAUGUUGUUUUAAUUUUUUUUGAAAAGAAUGUAUUUAAAGUAUAAGAGUAUGAACCAAACAAUUAAUAUAAGAUAAUACUAUUAAUUCGUCCAGGCCAUUACAACAUAGGUAUAUAAUGA